Messenger RNA from Ostrinia furnacalis (Asian corn borer), 1703 nucleotides. Its product is annotated as reticulon-4-interacting protein 1 homolog, mitochondrial. The record is from RefSeq and is a predicted model, not a curated record. Gene Ontology annotation, molecular function: oxidoreductase activity. Gene Ontology annotation, cellular component: mitochondrion. Bases 152 to 1282 code for a protein of 376 amino acids. NCBI's taxonomy places the organism in Eukaryota, Metazoa, Arthropoda, Insecta, Lepidoptera, Crambidae. The transcript has 8 exons.
AACAAUUUGUUUAUGGUAAGAAAAUUUUUAUAACCUCUGGCGCUUACAAUUUUUUAACGAAGAAUUGAAAAAACUUUGAUAAAUAAUACUCGAGAUUGGUUAAAUUUGUUAUUUACGCACAGUUUUGGGACCUAACAUUUGAUCCUUGGCGAUGGCAGCGGCAGCGGCGCCGGCGCUGGGCGCGGUGCGCGGCGCGGGCCGCAUGGCGGCGUGGCGCGCGCACGCGUACGGCGCGCUGGACGAGCUGCGGCUGGAGGCGGCGCGCGUGCCCGCCCUGCGCGCGCCCGACGACGUGCUCGUGCGCGUCGCCGCCUCCUCCAUCAACCCGCUCGACGUCGCCAUGCUGGGCGGCUACGGGUCGCGCGUGCUGAACGCGCUGCGCAGCGUGGAGGGCGCGGAGGGCGCGGAGGGCGUGGAGUUCCCGCUGGUGUGCGGGCGCGACUUCGCGGGCACGGCCGUGCGCUGCGGCCCGGCGGCGCGCCUGCGGCCCGGCGCGCGCGUGUGGGGCGUGCUGCCGCCGCACCGCCCCGGCGCGCACGCCGACUACGUGCUGGUGCGCGACCGCUGGGCGGGGCCGGCGCCGUCGACGCUGGACGACUUGCAAGCGGGCGGCGCGUUGUACGCGGCGCUGAGCGCGAGCGCGGCCCUUCGCGCGGGCGGACUGCGGGCCACGGCGCGGGCCGCGCGCGUGCUGCUGCUGGGGUUGGGCGGCGUGGGCCACGCGGCGUUGCAGCUGCUGGUGGCGGCCGGCGCGCGGGUGAUAGUGGGGUGCGCGGGCGAGCAAUGCGACCGCGCACUAGCGCUGGGCGCGGCGGCGGCGCUGGACCGCCACGCGCCCGACUACGCGCGUCUACUCGAGGACUCCGGCCCGUACGAGGUGAUCCUGGACUGCGCGGGGCUGGGCGGCGCGGAGGCGGGCGCGCGGCGCUGGCGGUUCGGGCGCUACGUCACGCUCACCACGCCGCUGCUGCGUGACACCGACGCGCGCGGCCUGCUGGCCGGCACCGCGGUGGCGACGGCGACGCUGCUGGCGCAGGGCGCGGCGGCGGCGCGCGCGGGCGGCGGCGCGGGCGCGUGCCCGCCGCACGUGCGCUGGGCCUACUUCGCGCCCAACGCCGACGACAUCGAGCACCUGAGGAAGCUCGCCGAGCAGGGCAAGUUCUGCGUGCAGGUGGAGGAGACGUUCGAGUGGUGGCGCGCGCGGGAAGCGUUCGAGCGCGCGGCGCGGGGCUCGGCGCGCGGCAAGCUGCUGCUCGACUUCCGCGCGCAGCCGCGCCACUAGCGUCGUACCACUAGCGCCAGUAGCGCCGCGCCACUAGCGCCACGCCGGGGUGUCGUGUGCGCAGAGACAGUUUAACUCCUCUCGGUAUGGAUAGAUAGAUCAGCUCAGAGCUCGUUAUACAAGUAUUAUACAUAAAUAUUUAUUAUCUUAUAUUAUUAAGUCUAUUACAGGUGAUAUCGAUUUUUUUGUUACAAUUACGUAGUUAAUAUUAUUAUACCUAUUCAAAGAUGACCAUUAUUUUGGUGAUGGUACCUAUAAAUUAUGUAGUUAGAUAAAAGAUAUGUAUACUUGAUUGGCAUUGAAAAUACAUUUAUUAUAAUUAUGUAUCGUGUUCUGCAUCACAACUGAGUAGGUACCGCGCAUGUAGUUUUUAAAGGUUAAUGUUACAUUUAUUUUUAGAAAUAAACAAAUAACUUUUUGG